This is a messenger RNA of Parasteatoda tepidariorum (common house spider), 3877 nucleotides long. RefSeq names its product cytochrome P450 2J6. The record is from RefSeq and is a predicted model, not a curated record. Gene Ontology annotation, molecular function: oxidoreductase activity, acting on paired donors, with incorporation or reduction of molecular oxygen, reduced flavin or flavoprotein as one donor, and incorporation of one atom of oxygen; iron ion binding; heme binding. NCBI's taxonomy places the organism in Eukaryota, Metazoa, Arthropoda, Arachnida, Araneae, Theridiidae. Gene Ontology annotation, cellular component: cytoplasm; intracellular membrane-bounded organelle. Gene Ontology annotation, biological process: xenobiotic metabolic process.
UUUACUGACCCUAUCUGAUGCAAUCUAAAAUUUGAGCAUCACUUAUUACGAUGACAGACUUCAAGGUCAUUUGAAACUUCUUCUUAGAGUGAAGUAGAAAUAACAAGGCCUUUAAGGUUUUACGAUAAGUAUUACAAUCAACUUAACUGAGAUAAAACAUGCAAAAAAAAAAUGCAGAUAGUUCAUCAUAUUCUCUAACGAAUGUGUAUAUAUUGAGUGGGGAAAAAAAGAUAAUUUCAAUAACUGCAUCUUGCUUAUUAAUAUGUUAUAGAUAUAUCUUCGCUCAAUUCAGUAUUUUAAAAUAAUUGUUUAAUGGUGAUUAUUUAGUUUGAAAAUGUUGAAACAGAUUCUCUCGGGAGAUUUAGGCCUGAAGAGUGAAAUUAUAAUUGGUGUUAUCGUUCUCGCUGUUGUAUAUUUAAUAACCACAGCUAUUAGAAGACACGGCAAGAAAUAUCCACCUGGACCCUAUGGAUUACCCUUAUUUGGAUAUGCGCCAUUUUUGACGGAAAAGCCGUAUUUAAAGUUUAUUGAAAUUAGUAAACAGUAUGGAGACAUAUUCAGUAUUAGUAUGGGCACCGAAAGAUGGGUUAUAUUAAAUAGUGCUGAUGCCAUAAAAGAAGCCUUGUUAAAACCAGAAUUCCUCAAUCGGCCACCAUACGGUCCAUUAACACCUUUUAAGAAAGAAAGUCCAUUCUUCACAAGUCCUAUUCAUGUGUGGCAGGAACAGAGAAAGUUUGUUGUGCAAUCUAUGAAGGAUUUGGGAUUAGGAAAAUCAAAAAUAGAAGAUCAUGUAAAAGAUGAAAUAAAUGCCUUUAUAGAAGUCGUGAAAUCCCAUGGUGGGAAACCAAUGGACCUCAAAGAGCCUUUAGCUCCAAGCAUGUCUAACAACAUUACAGCUUUGGUGUUUGGUGUCCGGCAUGAUUAUGACCAUCCCGACAGAAAGCUGCUAGACAAGAAUGCAGAAGAUAUCAACAAACAUAUCCAGGAACUCGGCUUUUUGCACCUCUUUCCUUGGAUGAAGCACCUUUAUUUUUCCAAAGACUCUAAAUACCAAAUUGUUGCUAAUGGCUUUAAAAGCAGUCAUAAGCUUUUCCGUAAGAUGAUAGAAGAACAUAAAAAAACUCUUGAUCCUGAAAACAUCCGAGAUUACGUAGAUAGAUAUCUAAUCGAGAUGAAAUCCCGGAAGGACAAGGAUCCUAAAACAACAUUUAAUGAAAAUACGCUAGCUGAUAGUGCUUCUGAUAUGUUUGGAGCUGGAAGCGAAACAGUGUUUACUUCUGUUUUGUGGUGUGUCUACAUCAUGGCAGCUUAUCCACAACUUCAGAAAAAGGUGCAGAAAGAAAUAAUGGAUGUCAUAGGACCUGAUAGGAUGGCAGAAUUAUUGGAUCAGAAAUCAAUGCCAUUCACACAUGCAACCAUCUUAGAAGUCUUACGUUUUAUAACAAUUGCUCCAUUGAACUUCUUACAUUACACUACAGUGGAUGCUACUCUGAAAGAUUAUUUCAUACCUCGUAAUACUGCUAUUUUGGCUAAUUUUUGGGCCGUUCAUCAUGAUACUAGAUAUUGGGAAGAUCCUAACAGCUUUAAACCAGAAAGAUUUAUAUCAGAAGAUGGAAAAUCUGUUGUUAAGCCUCCGAACUACAUGCCUUUUUCCAUGGGUAAAAGAUCCUGUCCAGGAGAAACCAUGGCUUACAUGGAGAUUUUUCUCUAUUUUGCGACAAUUUUGCAAAGGUUUAAUGCUGCUUUUCCCGAAGGUUAUAAACCCACCUUUAACUCACAUUUUGCAUUAUCACUAAGACCAGAAGAUUUUAAGAUUAGAUUUUUGAGCAGAAAUCAAUCUUAAAAAAAAAAAAUGCCUCCAUACUUCAUUAUAAUCUGGUGACAAUUGAAACGAAAAUGGAAAAAUUUUGAUUGUGCUUUUCCUGUUUUUUUAUUAUUUUUUUUAAAAUUUGGAUUUUUUUAAAUUCGCGUUGCUUGAUGAACUGUUCUUUUAUGACGUUUGUGAUAGUCGUGAAAUGCUAUAAACAAAUAAUUACCUCAAACAUCUAUUAUCAUGUCAUUAUGCAUCUUUAAAUGUUUUAGUACUUCAAAUUGUGUGAAUUUUACUUGGUAAAAUAUUAUAUGUUGUAAAAGACAAAGAAAUGUAUUCAUACUUCAGGGGAAAAAAUUGCAACCCCCUUUUUUUAAAACUUUUUUUACAUUAUUUGAAGUUGUUUACAGAUUAUUUUAAUUUAGUUAUUUAAAUUUGAUUUUGUUCAAUCUUCCAAUAUGAAUGAUACAUAAUUAGACGAUCCUAUUUUCAUAACAUUCCCGUUCAUUUGAAAUUUUUCAUUUUGUUUUAAGUUAUAUCGAAUAAUUUUUAGUUAAAAAUAAUUUUAUACCUAUUUGUAAUAAGGGACAAUUUUUGAAUUAAAAAGCGCUUCAUUACAGUAACUUGAAUUUUUCAGUUUUUAAUUUGUUAAAACAAUCAUUUUAUAAAUUGCAGCAAAAAAUUUUGAAUGUUACACGUACUUAGAUUUAAUGAGUAAAAAGAAGAAAAAAGAAACAAUAUUUUUUUAUGUUAAAAUAUUUAUUUUUUAAGCACAUCUGAAGCGUAAUUAUAUCAAUAGUUCAGGAAUACUUCAAUUAAAAUUUUUAAAAAAAGACAUACACAAAAAUUUGUAAUAAAUUGUCAGGAAAAUUUAAAAAGCUCGUUAGGAUAGCGUGAAAAGUAUCAAACGUCAAUGACAGAUUCUUCUAAUUCUUUCCACUGAUAUUACCACUUUCUGUUAUGUAUAAUUUUACAGUAAUUAAUAAAUAAAGUGUAAACGUUUUAAAGAACAUAUUACCAUAGUAAUUAUAUCUUUCUAACGAGGAUCCGAAUAAUCAUUUAUUUGCAAAUCAUUAAACACAAACUACAUAUUUGAAAUAUAUGAUAGUAGUAAAAACCCACAAAUGAAAUUAUAUUAUAAACAUGUAUUCAAAACUCAUCUGGCAAUUUCAAUUUGCAUAUUUUUUUAAAAGUUAAAAUGGAAUUAAGUAAAUCAUGUCUACCACGAAGCUCAUAUUUGAAUAUCAAAAGCUCAUACCAAAGUCUGACAAGUGUAAAACUGCUCUUUUUUAUGAGAUGGUAUUGUAUAAUCACUUGAUAAAGAUGUAAAACUUAAUAAAUGACAAUAAAUUAAAGCAUAUUAUGACAAAUUGUGAACAAAAACAGAAUUGUAUCUUGUAUCUGAAAAAUGAAAAAGUUGGUUCGAAGUAUAACACUCUCUUGAUAUUUAUAAUGCUUGCUUAAUACAUAUUUAUUUGAAAAAUAUUAUAAUAUUCUUAUCUUCUAAAAUGUGAAGAAAACUUCUUCCGUCGCCCAAAUACAAUAGUUACAUCUUACGUAUCAUAGAGAAUUGAUUUACUUAAUAAUUUAGUAGAGUUUAAUACUUACCUUAAAAAUUAUAUAAGGACUAGCAACGGUUAAAUGUUUCGGAAAGUAUAAUUUUAAUUCACAUGCUCAAUAAAAACUACUAAAGAUUGCUUAAUUCAGUCAAUUUUUUACAAUUCUUCAAGUUCAAACAGGCUAAGUUAUUGAAAAGUACAAUUUAAGGCAACUUUUUUAAAAAAAAAAUUGAUUUAUACCUUACGGUAUCAGGAAUUAAAUAAAUCUAACUAAAGGUUUAUUAUGACCACAAUGUUAUAAUAUGAAAAAUACUUCGAAGUUAGUAAGCUUGAGUUAAAACAACAUUUAUGUGUAUAAAUCCUUAUAUAAUAUAUACUUAUUUAAUUCAUUUUUUGCGUAGACAUGUGCAUGCAUUUUUAUAAAUUGUUUCUUUUUAAAAUCUGCAGAAAUAUUUCUUCCAUUUUCCAAUUAUAAUUGUUACGAAAUAAACACAUCUUAUAGAUUAUA